Magnolia sinica is the source of this 781-nucleotide messenger RNA. RefSeq lists its product as uncharacterized. The transcript is spliced from 2 exons. Gene Ontology annotation, biological process: mitochondrial translation. The record is from RefSeq and is a predicted model, not a curated record. Gene Ontology annotation, molecular function: structural constituent of ribosome. Lineage: Eukaryota; Viridiplantae; Streptophyta; Magnoliopsida; Magnoliales; Magnoliaceae. Bases 95 to 637 code for a protein of 180 amino acids. Gene Ontology annotation, cellular component: ribosome; mitochondrial large ribosomal subunit.
CACCAGCCAAUCCGCUUUCGUCCGCGCCUUUCAUCCCAAACCCCAAAACCCUCGCAGAAACCGCAUUUGCAUAGAAGAAGAAGAAGAAGAAAAGAUGGGCAGCAGAUUGGGAAGAAGAGUAAUCCACUUCGCGAAUCUCCCCAUAAAACUACUGAUGCCAUCUUCUUUCCAAAACAUCAAAGAAAUCGCUCUCAAAACCAUCCCCUCCGCUUCAAAGAUCGAAAUUAAGAGGGUUCUUGAGACCCUUUAUGGCUUCGACGUCGAGAAGGUCCGAACCCUGAACAUGGAAGGCAAGAAGAAGAAACGUGGCGGGAUCUUGAUCGCCAAACCCGACUAUAAAAAGGCUUAUGUCACCCUCAAAAGCCCACUCUCCAUCUCUCCCGAUCUCUACCCGAUCCGUCUGAUCGAAGAGGAGCGGCGGAACGUCAGCAAACAGUCCAAGUCGAGUGUCGUCGAGGACCGUGAGAUCAGAUCGCAUUGGCUCGACGGUGGGGAUGAUGGCAGCAGGGUUAGGCCAGGGAAGCAGCCGCCUGCGAGAGAAGAUCGGAGGGCUGCUGCUGCAGCUAGAGCUGCUGCGGCUGACACUGCUGCCGGGAAGAGUAAGUUCCCAUGGAGUAGCAUGCGGUCUUGGAGGUAAUUUUUGAGUUCUUGCAUUUUUAGGGAAUUUUGAAAUCUUGUAUUUGGAUUCUGCAUAUUUGCGUUUGGAAUUGUGAAUUUAGAGACAUUUAGGUGUAAGGAAAUCUGAAAUAUUGUCUUUGGAUUUUGCCGGUUUGUGUUUGUU